UAGAUUAACACUCUCUUCUUCCACUAGGGGCAGCUUUUCUGUGUAUGCCCUCUUUUUUACUCUCUCUCUUAAAGCAAAGAUCUUUUUCUGUGUCUAGAGUUGGGUUCAGAGGAGGAAGAUGAGGGGUCCUUUGGGGGCAGUGAUUGGGAGGUACCCAUCAAGUGAUGGAAGUACACAAAUGGGAGGAAUCAUAAGGCACAACAGGAAAUGCAGGGACAUUGCUUUUCUUGUUCUGUUCAUUGCCUUCUGGGUUGCUAUGAUUGUUAACUCCAGCUUUGGAUUCAACAAGGGAAACCCUUUGAGGCUAACUUUUGGGUUGGACUACGAAGGAAAUGUUUGUGGUAACCGGCAUGCAAAACGAAACCUUCGGGAAUUAGAACUCAGAUACUGGGUUAAUCCUAAUCAAGUUUACCAAAGUGGUUUGAAGAACAGCGGAUUCAAGCUGUCCAAUGCCCGGAGCAUCUGCUUGAUGGAAUGCCCUAUCCCCUCGGAAGAUUCACUAAAUUGGGUCUGUGAUUAUCCAGAGGGAGAUAUCCAUCUAACAAUGGAUGACUGGAUUGACAGGAAUUAUGAUUAUUUUGAGUUCCUUACUCCAGAUAUGAGAAACACCUCUCUUCAACUUCAAGGCCCUUGUUACCCUGUCAUAUUUCCCAGUGUUAAUGUUUUCUGGAGCUGCCAAUUUAUUGCUCGUGCAUCAAAUAUGUCUUUGCGGCACUGGCAGCAGAUGGGUGGAGUGAAAAUCAAUGAGGACAUUGUAAUAGACAAAUCCAUUCAUCGGUCUAUCAAUUCUCGGUCAUCUGUCUUAAAGAGAUACAUGGCUGACAUUGCAAAGUCAUGGCCAGUAUUGAUUGUUUGUGGAGGAAUCUUGCCACUGUUUUUAUCGGUGAUUUGGUUGUUGAUGAUUCGGCAUUUUGUUUCUGGAAUGCCAUGGAUAACAGUUAUUCUCUUCAAUGUUCUCAUAGUAUCAGUCACAAUGUUUUACUACUUAAAAGCUGGAUGGAUUGGGGAUGAUGCCAUCUCCCCCAUCAUUGGUGAACAUGACCCAUAUUACAGCGUAUUUGGAAGGGAGCUAACUCAUCUUCGUGUGGCUGCUGUUAUUAUGACCGUUGUAAUGAUUACUUCUGUCCUCUCAUCUAUUGCAAUUGUCCGACGUAUCCUUAUGGCAACAUCUGUCCUGAAGGUUGCUGCGAAGGUUAUAGGAGAAGUUCAGGCACUCAUAAUUUUCCCAAUUAUGCCAUAUCUUAUUCUUGCAAUCUUUUACAUAAACUGGCUUUCAGCAGCUCUCUAUCUGUUCAGUUCUGGUGAGAUCCUCCAGAAUGACUGCAACUCCAACUGCUGUGCUUAUGAUCUUGCAUCAAAACGGGUGAACUGUGAUCGCUGCUGUGGUUAUAGUAUCCAUUACACACCACAUAUUGCCAUUGCUAUCCUCUUCCACCUGUUUGGGUGUUACUGGGUUACCCAAUUUUUUAUAGCAUGCUCCUCGACUGUCAUUGCGGGUUCUGUUGCUUCCUAUUAUUGGGCUCGUGGUGAAACAUCUCCAGAGAUUCCGUUUCUUCCAGUUUUUUCCUCCAUGAAGCGGUUGAUGCGUUAUAGCCUUGGGUCUGUGGCCCUUGGCUCCCUGACUGUAUCAUUUGUUGAAUCAAUCCGCUUUAUGCUUGAAUCGAUUCGUCGCAAAUUGAAAGUUUAUAAUAUGAUGCCUGAAAGCCGGGUCGGAAGGGUGGCAUUUUAUUUUUCUCAGGGUUUCCGGAAAUGUAUCGAAUGGACCAUCAAAUCAGUGAACCGCAAUGCAUAUAUAAUGAUUGCUAUAACAGGUAAAAGUUUUUGUAGAGCUUCUGCCAUUGCAACAGAAUUGAUCAUCAGUAAUAUCCUUCGAAUAGGGAAGGUCAAUGUGAUUGGAGAUGUUAUUCUCUUUCUUGGGAAGUUGUGUGUCAGCCUUUCAAGUGCUGUCUUUGCCUUCCUCAUGUUGGAUACUCACAAAUACAGAUCUGCGCAUAACAAAAUCUCCUCCCCAUUGUUCCCUGUGCUGGUAUGCUGGGGGCUUGGCUAUGUUGUUGCCACUCUAUUCUUUGGAGUGGUGGAGAUGUCAAUUGAUACCAUCAUCCUUUCAUUCUGCCAGGAUUCUGAAGAGCACCAAGGAACAGCCCAAUAUGCUCCUCCCCUUCUCAUUGAGACCCUCAAUGACCAAAACGAGAUGCAGAGACUUACCCAAUGACCCUCCUAAAACACCCCAGAUUUUUGUUUCUCCUUUUUUCAUAUUUACUAGAAUUCGAGAAUCUUAUGAUAUUUUAUAUGCAGUGGCCUGUUCUCCUUUCCCAUCUCCUUUGUUUGGCCUGUCCUCCCUGUUUUUGCUUCUUUUUCUAGCUGGUCUGUUUCACUGGAACUGUUUUGUUCUCAUGUAUAUAUUCUGUUGCUUGCUUGACAAAGUUAUGGUCCAUUGAAGGCUUCUAUUGAAAGAAAGAAUCAUCAUUAUUAUCAAGGUUAA
Vitis riparia (riverbank grape) is the source of this 2482-nucleotide messenger RNA. RefSeq names its product choline transporter protein 1-like. Gene Ontology annotation, biological process: transmembrane transport. Gene Ontology annotation, molecular function: transmembrane transporter activity. Gene Ontology annotation, cellular component: membrane. Lineage: Eukaryota; Viridiplantae; Streptophyta; Magnoliopsida; Vitales; Vitaceae. The coding region runs from base 119 to 2212 and encodes 697 amino acids. The transcript is spliced from 10 exons. The record is from RefSeq and is a predicted model, not a curated record.